This is a messenger RNA of Pocillopora verrucosa, 555 nucleotides long. NCBI's taxonomy places the organism in Eukaryota, Metazoa, Cnidaria, Anthozoa, Scleractinia, Pocilloporidae. The record is from RefSeq and is a predicted model, not a curated record.
GUCAGUGGUACAGUCAAAGUCAGUUGUUAUACAGCCUUAGCAGGAAAAAGAAAGCUGGUAAGAUGAAUUGCAAUUUACUGACUGUUUUACUCGUCGCAUUAGUGGGCUGUGCACAGGCAAGAUCAACAAAAAAUGCAAAAAGCUGUUGCCCGUGUUGCCCACCUCCUCCACCGCCAAUGAUGCCACAGAUACCGGCGCAACAGGGAUGUGGUGAGCCCCCACGAGGUGUCGGAUGUGCGCCACCCUUGCAAGCUCCCUGCCCUCCUGGACCACCGAUAGGAAUGCCCCCAGUAGCACCCCCGUGCAUGCCAAUGGCACAACCAAUGGCACUACCGGUACCACCACCACUAACUAUGGGACAAGCUGGUUGUCCUGAGAGUCCUCGUCAAGGAUGUAUUGGUCUCCCUCCUGCAUCACCCCCAUGCUCACCUCCACCUCGUGCACCACCAGCACCAUGCCCACCUCCUCGAGCCCCUCCUUCUUCAAAAUGCUGCCCUGCCCCGGCAUGCUGCAAAAAAUCGCACAAAUCACAUUAACUUGUCACAGAUCAAUAAU